Molecule: messenger RNA, 1178 nt
Organism: Helianthus annuus (common sunflower)
Lineage: Eukaryota; Viridiplantae; Streptophyta; Magnoliopsida; Asterales; Asteraceae
Exons: 2
Coding region: 289-639 (116 amino acids)
Source: RefSeq, a predicted model, not a curated record
CGCUAACAUCAUUUUAUCCUACCUUCUGUUGUCUGCAAUUGAGAAGAUCCCUCAACACACAUAAAACUCAUCUCAACUAUAACUUCAUCUUCUCAAAUACAAUCAACCACACAUACCAACAGUUCCCCUCUUCAACUCUCUGCUCUCUUCCUCUAAAGCACCGGAGAUCGGACCUCCGGCCGACACCUCUCCGGUCGGCCGACGCACACAAGCACCCCCCCUGUUCAGAUCAGCACAAGGAGCCGGUAAGCCGGCGUUUCUUUCCGGUCAGGCGAGACCCCCCCCCUGAUGGACAAAACGAACCACCACCACCAUCAUCGGGUGGUGGUGAGCGACGGUUGGCCAAGAAUCAGAGGAGAGAGAGACGGUUCGAGAGGAGAGGGGGAGAACCCGGUGGAGCCGAUGCAGUCGUCAACGGCGGCGGAGGUUCCGGACAGCAGACGCGAAUCCAAGAAAUUCUCCGGUUCCGAUGGAUGUGGGGGUGUCGACAACAGGUUACCGUCGCCGACAGUGGUGGGGCCGGCGUCGACAGCGAUGGCGGCCGUGGUGGUUGUUGUUUCAGUUAGGGUUUCGUGGAACGGGUCAACUCGGUUAAACCGAGUUAACUCGGUUCGGGUCCAGGUCAAAAAGUCAACAUAGUCAACGGGUCAGCAGUGAACAUAUUUCACCUCGGUUCACAGUUUCGGUUCAAUGCGGGUCAACUCGAUGUUCGGGUCAGCCGUUAGUCAACAGCAAGUUCACGUUUCGGUAUUCAGGUUAACUAUGGUCAACAAGUCAACGUCGGUCAAAGCUCGGUCAACCUGAGUUAACUCGGUCAAACCGAGUCAACUCAGUCAACGGCAUUCAACGCCCGGUCAACAAAAGUCAAACUAGUCAACUCGGGUCAACAAGUCAGCCCCGAUUCGAUUACGGUUCAACUCGUUUCGGUUAUGGUUCAAGACUGGUUCGAAUGGGUUAACUGGUUUCGGUUCGGGUUUCGGGUCAACACGUCAACUGGUCAAACUUUAGUCAACUGUCGAGUCAAAGGCGGUCAACUCAGGACCCGGUAAAGUUUUAACAAUGCAUUAAACUUUAUAUAAAGAUUCAUAGAUUUUUAGCUUACGCGACCGAGCUCGAACCAUCCUUUAUUUAGUUAUUAUAUACGUUUAAUUUUUUUUUGCGUAUUUUGGCGAAAAUCA